AUUGACUCUCUGCAACGCUCCUCCCCUCCCCUUGCCUUCAGGACAGGGUUGGUGAUUCUCUUCUGGAUCUUUGCUCUCGCUGCUUGCGUUGCCUUGCGUUGCGUUGCUCGCCCGUGUUCUUGAAUUGGGAUUGCUAGUGCUCCGGUGUUUGAUUUCGUGUCUCGUCGUCGUCCUCGCGGUCCCUGUCGCUGUGAGUGGUGCGUGCGUGACUGUUGUUGGUUCGCGUGUGCACUUGUUUGGGUGGAGUUUAGCGCAAGAGAGGAGGGAAGGAAGAGUGUUCGAAGAGAGGUGCCGGGCGACGGUGGGAAUCAGGCACCGCUAUCUGGCCGAGGCAGAGGCAAAGGCAGAGGCAGGCAGGCGGAGACGUAGAGAGCGGGGGCGAGAGAAGGGAAGGAAGAGAGAGAGAGAGAGAGAGAGAGAGAGAGAGAGAGAGAGAGAGGGAGAGGUUGCCUAUAGAGUCGGGGAGAUCUGUGUUAGGCUUCUUCUUGGUGAAGUGUAUGUUGGCAGCAGCGUCGUCGGCAGGGGUUUCCUUCAAGCUUGCUAUCAACGACGGACCUUCGGCUUUCCUGCUAGUGGAGCGUAUCGACCCGUUAAUUUGACGUGGUUUUUCAUCAUCGCGCUUCGAGGAUCUCUGUGACUGGCAUCGGGGAACCAAAGACAACUGAUUUGAUCGAACUUAGAAGUUUGUGUUCAGAGAAACAAUCUAAAGAGGUAGAUUCGAGAGCAGUUGGGAAGCGCUUGGCGGUGCUGGUGCCCAUGGCUUCGAAACGGAUUCUUAAGGAGUUAAAGGAUUUGCAGAAGGAUCCACCGACAUCAUGCAGCGCUGGACCUGUUGCCGAGGAUAUGUUUCACUGGCAGGCGACUAUAAUGGGUCCACCCGAUAGUCCCUAUGCGGGAGGUGUGUUUUUGGUUACAAUUCACUUCCCUCCUGACUACCCAUUCAAGCCACCCAAGGUUGCUUUCAGAACCAAGGUUUUCCAUCCUAACAUUAACAGCAACGGCAGUAUUUGUCUGGAUAUUCUUAAGGAACAGUGGAGCCCUGCUCUGACCAUAUCGAAGGUUCUGCUCUCUAUAUGCUCUCUGCUAACCGACCCGAACCCCGACGAUCCUCUUGUCCCUGAGAUCGCGCACAUGUACAAGACUGACAGGACAAAGUACGAGGCCACAGCACGGAAUUGGACACAGAAGUACGCCAUGGGUUGAGCGACAGAAUUGCUUAGCCUUACCGGGCUUUAGGUAUGGACUGCAUUAGUUCUUCGAUUUGGGAAGAUGGGUGGGACUGGGAAUGGUAUAACAGCGGAGGUGUCUGGAGAUUUCAACCAUGACUUGGCUGGGAUGAAGAGUUGGAAAUUGUCUGCUGAACCUCGCUGGCUUGCAACCUUUCGUACUGGCCAGGAUAGGUCCAAACGCAAUAUUUUAAUGUCCUCCCCUGUGUUCCCCAUGGGGAAGCCUCAGGGUGGCCUGCUCUUGUUUGGGAAAUGUUGACAGCUAUCUAAAACACUGGUGGUUAAGGUAGGCAGGUCUAUGUAUGUUUAAUGCCAUUUCUUGCACAUGUUGGUUCCAUUCGUUUGCUGUGGCGUGGGUUGAAUCUGGCGCAUUUUAAAGCUAAGUGAAAUGGAACAGCUGACUGGGAGCCAUACCUGGGGCUUAUCUUUUCUGCCGAUGCAGUUCUCAAGCGCUUGCCGGAACUGCUGUAUUUCUGGUAGAACUGGCGAAGUUUUUUUUCUCUUUUGUUCUUUCCCUUUAUGUAUAGGAGGGACUACUUGUGAGGUUGUGAUAAGAUCAGUGUUUUGGUAGACUACUCUUCAAGGUUUGCUUGAAGCACUAUUUUGAAAUGUACGCCUGUGAUUACUCGAUC
This is a messenger RNA of Marchantia polymorpha subsp. ruderalis, 1858 nucleotides long. The record is from the annotation of a GenBank genome assembly. Lineage: Eukaryota; Viridiplantae; Streptophyta; Marchantiopsida; Marchantiales; Marchantiaceae.